Bactrocera neohumeralis is the source of this 12091-nucleotide messenger RNA. It is a transcript of the gene Cep164, whose product is annotated as centrosomal protein of 164 kDa. Gene Ontology annotation, molecular function: protein binding. The transcript has 5 exons. The record is from RefSeq and is a predicted model, not a curated record. Bases 739 to 4998 code for a protein of 1419 amino acids. NCBI's taxonomy places the organism in Eukaryota, Metazoa, Arthropoda, Insecta, Diptera, Tephritidae.
GAAGAAUAGACGUUAUUCCCAGAAAGCGGUGAAAAUAUUUCUUCGAUUGAAAAUUAAAGUUGACAGCAGAAGUAAUACUGAGUUUAUAAGUAAAAAUCUGUUGAAAAUCAUAAAAAUUAUUUAAAAUUAUGUACGUACAUAAAUAAUUUAGUGUGCCUAAUAACAUCAACUGUGGGUUAAGAAAUCAAGCAGUCAAGUGUUGGGUUUUACGGAAAAUCAAUAACCGUUUUUAGCACAUAUUUCCAGGAAUUUUAGCAGUUUUUCAAAUAUUAUACAGCUACCAUAGCCCUUCCAAUCACAACACAAUUUGGGUAAAGCACACCGAGCAACAACGGUGACAUUAACAACGUAAAUGAACUAAUGCAUACAUAUGUACAUAUGUAUACUCAUAAAUGCUCAAUAUUUCGUAACCACCCAUUGUGCCCCCCUUUUUAGGUCAUCGGUGCAUUGUUCGUGACUCGUCUUCAAAAUUCCAAUACACUUGCAGACGUAUAUAUUGGCGAAGGUAAAGGCAAAGAAGGAAUAAAUGUAAGUGCAUGGGAAAAGUCGCAUAAAAUCUAUCCUCGAAACCUUCGCAACGAUUAAGUUCUGGUACGUGCAUAUGCACUUGUGGUGCAGCAUCAAAGUCAGUGCAAUCUAAAAGUGUGCAUAACUGAAGUUAUAGUGAGAAAGUACAGUGAAAAUCGAUUUGCCAUUCUGUUGUGGUUUGUGAACAUUUAAAACGGAUACUUAAACGCAAUGGCGACAUCAACAUCGGUAUCGGCAUCAGGUUCGGCAUCGGCAUCCACAUCAGCAUCGACCUCUGGAAAUACGGGCAUCGGCUCCCCCUCUACAUCGGUUAUAUGUGAAGAGGUCUUUGAUGAGACUGAACCCAGUGCUGAAGAAAUCCAUGAUUAUGCUAUGAUGGUUGGCAUUGAUCCGGUUAAAGAACCUCACUUACUAUAUUUGGCCAAAGAAGGGUUGAUGCAGGCAUUGCCAACCGAUUGGAAAAUAUGUUAUUCAGAGGAGAAAUGUGGACACUAUUAUUACAAUAUUAAAACGAAACAAUCACAAUGGGACCACCCGCUCGAUGCGGUCUACCGAGAAUUAGUUGAACAGGCGCGGCAAAAGCACACAGCAAUAGCGGCCACACCUGUCAUCGACAACUCAGACGAUGCGUCGCAACUGGACUCAGGCAUACGUAGCCUACAAGGUAAUGAUGAAUGCGACAACACCAACAAUACAAAUGAAAUGUCUUCACCGGUAAGCAAUGUAAAUACCAAUUGCACUGCAAGGUCUGUGAAUAAUGCAGUAGCUGCUGCAACUGGUAUAGGUGCCAACGCUGCGGGUAUUGCUGGCAUUGGAUUAACAAAUAAUUCAGGUUCGACUUCGAAUAGUACAAGCACAAGUGGGUUUAGUGGCGGAGUUAGUCGUUUCUUAGAAUCCAGAAGUAAAAAUUUUGGUUUAAACUUUCAACCCGUGAAAGGAUCUCGUUUCGAGGUAUCGAAAACAAACCCUCAAAUAACUUUAGCAAUGAAAUUCGGCGGAGAAGGUUUUUCUUCGAAGUUGGCAGCGAACAAAGUUGAAACCGACGGUGGUGCUACAGGUGGUGUAGAUAAGCGAGCUUUUGUGUUGUCCGGUACUGGUGCGAUGUUCCUAAAAUCGCGCAAGCAAAUGGAAACUGGGUUAAAUCAAGCCACUGCUUCUAUGUUACUGAACUCCAGCUCAAAUAAUAUAAUUAUUGAGGGUACUGCUGGCACGCCACCUGGCGUUAAGGGCAUAUUGCGCGAUUCAAGCUUAACAGAUAUGCGACGACGAUUCGAAAAGGACGAUGCAGAAAAUCAGGGUUUGGAGGAUAAGAAAAGUGUACGUUUCAAUUUAGACGAAACGAAAAUACGAGGAUCCCCAGAGGAGGACCAAAGCAGUUCGCGCAAAAUAACUCAAAGCCCAGAAGCAUCAAUGUAUUCAGAUGACGAUGAUGUAGAAGAUGAUGAUCCUUGGGAUGAUGAUAAUGACGACGGCAAUGAAGGCUGCUUUGGGUACGAUGUACUGGGUGCUGAAGGUGGUCUUCCGCGUAGUCUUAACCCAUUCCUAAUGAAUGAUGAAGCAAAAAGAAAGGAAAUACAAAUUAUAUCGGUACCUAAGGCACAAACAAUACAAAUGCUCAAGGCACAAAGCUUUUCUAUGGAUCUGCCUGAACGUGAUCGUGCCAAACUUUCAGAGUUGGCCCGCUCACAAAGUACUGAAUCCGGGAGCAUACCGCAACCAGUUUCUGUAGUAAGCUACCUCGAAAAAUUGAAAGACAAUUCUACAACGAUUAAACCAAUGUACGAGGACACAGAUUCUGAAUCAAAAGGCAGUUCCGUACGAAGUUUUAUUAUAAACAAAUCCGAACAGGAUUCUGUGAAUUCAAUUGUGCCUGCCGUUACUCCGUUUGAAGGUGAUGAAAAUGUUACUAAAAAUAAUCGUGAGCUGGAGCAAACCGAGACCAAACCCGGAACGGAGAAACCCGUUUUGCGUACGUUAAAGGUGGCGUCUAAACUUGUUAGCUUUCUGAAAAAAGAUACUGAUAAAGCCGAGCAAGAAACUUGUGUUCAAACACUAAAUGACCGAGAAAAUGACAAAGACUACGAAAUUCAAAAACAAAAGGCUGAAAAAGAAAAGGAGGCAUUACUUAAAGAGGAACGUGAACGUUUAGAGGACCAACUUCAAAGAGAAAUCGAUGCCAUCAAGAUUGACCAUGAACACAAGCUCGAAAGUAUUCGGCAAGAAUAUGAUUCUCGCUUGACAUCACACCGACAGGAAAUGGAACAAACAUUUCAAACACGCUUGAAUGAGUAUCGGGCGCAGUUGGACGAAGAAUUGAACACAAAACGAAAAAUGGUUGUAGAUGAGCACAAAGCUCAUAUGGUUACGCUACAAAAAAAUCACACCGAAAUUUUACAAGAUCUAGAGAGAGACUUGAAAAGCGAAGAGGAGAUCAUCAAAAAGGAACAUACACGUAAACAUUCCGAGAUGCGUGACAAAUUGGGGCACGAAUUAGAGUUGGAACGUCAGCGUAUGCGUGAAACAGGUGAAGAUAGAUUGUAUGAAAAGGUGCGUUGCGAAAAGCGUUUAUUAGAAGAUAAGUAUCGCUGUUUAAAGGAGAAAUAUGUGCGUUUAAAAACUGAUGUUAAACUAUCAUUGGAACGUCGCAAUCGACGACGCGAAGCCCAAGCGCUACAUCAACAAAGUCUCCAUACAAAUACUACUACUACAGGUUCAGAGACGGAAAGGUCCAUAUCAAACAAGCCAUCUAUCGGUAACAGCGAGAAUCGUUCACUUUCUUUAUCGACUUCUUGCCAAGAACACGGUGGUGUUGGUAGUAUCGGCGCAGUCCCUCAUACAAUAUUGGGCAGUAAAAGCCCAAAACCACCAGUGCCACCUAAAACUCAUCUAACGCCUGUCACCGGUAGCAAAGAGCAUUUAAAUUCUGUGGUCCGUGAGCGUUCAAAUGAACGUGGACAGCUAUCAAUAACACGGAAGCCGGGCAUAGCUUCAAAAUAUAUUAAGCACUUGCAAGUUCAAGAUGACACAACUACUUCGAUUAGCCAAUCAGACACGACUAUAUCGAACAAUUACAGCAAGGGCCGUUACCUACCAGCACCACUAUUGAGCGAUAAUGGAAACUCCGAUUCAGAGGCUGCUUUCCAAUGCAAUCAAGAGAACAAUAAUAACGGACGUGGCAAUAGCCAACGCAAGAAAAUAUUUUCCCGUUUGAAGUCCGCUUCUACAUCACGUUUAAAUUCGGACAAUUACAAAAACGACCGACCUUGCACACCGGUUGAGAAUUUGCGUCAUCAGCUACAGAAGCUAGAAGAUUUAGAAGAUCAAUUCCCUGACAAUACACUGGACACUACUUAUCAUUUACGCUAUCCAUUCUCCGAUAUAUCCAACGAUCGUGCCGGUGCUGGCAAUAGUUCAGAGCUUGAGUUUUUUAAACACCGCAUACAUUUGGAGCGAGAUAGUGUGCGACGUGCCAAGGAAUCAUUACGCACACAGCGUACUAAUUUCCGUUCACGACAACGUGAGAUCAAACAGCGUCAUAAGGCUUCCACAACACGUCAUUCAUUGGACCAGCUUAUACAAGAGGAAAAGGAAUUGACUGAAAUGGAAGUAAAUUUGCACCGCACACGUGCGCUACUCGGCGAAAAGGUUAUACGCUUACGUCACUUGGAACAAAGCCUUUUAAGAAUUUACGAAAAGGAGAAACCCACCAUGGAUUUGCUGGGCAUAGAGCAGAAAGACGAUGCCACGCUAAGCGAUCUUUCAUCACAUUCAAGCUCAGGUUUUAGCAGCACAGAUUUCGCCAGUGGUGCCGAUACACACAAUUUGCACAAACGAAAAGAGAACUAUCAUCAGGAAUCAACAGAAUGUAUACAAAAUCUAGAAAUUCUCAAUGCGGAGAUUCGGGAAAUUCUCGAUAUACUUGGAAAAAGUCAACACGGAGGAAUACCCAUGAUCUCACCCUCCGAGUUGAAUUGGUCACACAUGCUAUCAACCGGUAUCAAUUCAGCUCCCACACCACCAACAAAUCUUCAAAAUGCUGGCGCAACCGCUACGCUUAUGCAUGCACCACAAUCCAUACCAACACUAGCUGAUCGCUUGGAGACAUAUCGUCAACUUGCUACUGGACGCAUGCAAAAUUCAAUGGGCGGCGCUAUACUCGCGGCAAAUACAAUAGUUUCGCAAAGUCCACGCGCCGUCAACUAUACGACCAGUCUAGUGGAGCGCACCAGAGAUCUACGCAAUUGGCUGCGACAAGCCAAAACAGAGCACGAAUUACUAACUGGCGGUAGCAAUAUUGUUCUACCAAUGCAGCAUAGUGGCUUAGGUUUGACAGGCAGUGCCUUGGGUGUGAAUACGGUGAGCGUUCUUAAUACUAGGGAAUGUGGCGGCAGUGUUAAUGGCGCUGUCGGUGUUGGAACGACAGCCACAACUGGAGGAGCCAGCGGCACGGGUACACAGACUAAUCUAUAAUUAGGAUACAAUGUUUUCUGCUGCUGGCGCAGUUAGGAACUCAAGAAGUGAGACAUGUGGCAUGUGUGCUCUGAGAAUAGUGUGGUAGAUGUACAGCUAAAUAUAGAUAAAUUCGAGAAUUUUCAUGAUUGUUCGGCUGCUCUAGUUGCUCUAGAAAUGUGAGUAUAAAGAAAGUCUAGUUGCAAAGAUCAAACUACUUUAUUAUAGAAACUAUAUAAAGUUUUAUCGGAUCUCUAUUCAAAACCAAAGAUAAUCGUUAUUGAAACUAAAAGAUUGAAUAUAAUAGUUGUAUUUGUAAUAAAAUCAUACCGAAGUUAUAUAAUAAAUAAAAAAGUAUAGUUCUGGUGCCAAAGAAAUGUAUUUGCUUGUGAAGGGAAAGAUAAUGUAGUGGACAUAUAGUUAAAGUUAGAGAAUUUUGGCAGAAACUCAUUUUAUUUAGUAAAUAUUAGCGAAAUUCCAAUUUAAGAAAAUCAUCACAACAAUAAUUAAAUACUUAUAAAAUUUAAAUAUAAACGAGUGAUAUGUUAUUAUUUUAGCUGUUAGUAAAGCCAAGCCAUUUCUUUGCAUAUUAUAUUAACUAUUUAUUUGAAGAAAUAAUCUAAAUAUCUGAAUGUAAUAUUUAUAUACAUAAAUCCAACGACUUAAUAGUUAUAGUCAGAAUUGACCCUAAAGUAAGAUCCACAUGAAUUUGAAAGUUGUCUUAAAACUAAACUAUAAAUUUGUUAUACGUUACAAUAACGAUUUAUUUUAUAACGAUUGGAGAUGGUUAGUACCCAAAAAUAUGACGAAUAUGAAACACAACAUUUUUAUUAACUCACAAAGGGGGUACUACUACAUCUAGUCACAGAUAGCACAAUAUAUUUAACUCUUCAUAUGAUUAACGCUUUGAUUAUUCUUAACCUUUUCUAAGUUAUUCUGAAUUUAUAUAAAAGUGACUAAAAUAAUAUUGAAUUUACACAUCUGUUGCCGAAUUUUACAUUCUAUAUUUAAGGACCAACUUAAUGUGCAUACAAAAACGCUAAAUUUGUAAUUGAUAAGCAAACCUGGAUUGCAUCGUGCUUUUGCAAAGUAAAUAAAUUGAUUGAUAUAUGUAAAUAAAAAAUUGUUUACUCCGAAGCUUUCGAAAUCUACUACAAAAUUUAAAAUUUUCCUUUAGGGAUCAUACUAAAGUUGGACUUUAGUCUUUCGACUAAAGCAGCACUGUGUGGCUGAUACUUAUGAAAUAAGUUACAGAAACUCAUUUUCUACAUUUAAGCACCAAGUUAAUGUGCAUGUAAAGGGCUUAAUUUUUGAAAUGCAUUGAAAAUAUUGCUUAAUUACCGGCAUAGUGAAAUUGCUUUCUUUUGUUUGCGUAAGUAAUAAUAAUUUUUAUUGGUUCGUUUUCAAGGAAAAUGCCAUUUGAUGAUUUUAAAGACAAUGGUUUCAAGCAAAUUAUUGUAUGGAAUCCCCUUGAACUGGUACCGGUUAGACUGAUGCAUGAAAUUUAUGUACGUACUCAUACAUACUUAAUACUUUAACACUUUCAAGCUUUGAAUAUUAACAAAUAAAAAUAUAUAACGUAAGCCUACAUGGCAUAUACAUAUAUGUAAUAUAUUUGUAUGUAUCUAAUAUCACACACAAAUGUACUUCUUAUACUCCUUUUUAGUAACUACAUACAUCUAGAUUGUAUACAUAUGUACUAUGUAUAUGUAUGAUACUUAAAAAGCUAAACAUAGUCUCCUUAGAACCUAUACAGAUUGAGCGAAUAUUUUUUUCGUAAAAAAUUAUUACCACUUCUACGAAGCAGAUCAAAAUAACAUAUUCUUCAACAAAGAAGCGUAGUAAAAUUUAAAAGCUGUGAAGCAACGAAGAUCGAAAUACAAAGUUGAAGCACAAAUUUAUUGUCGGCUUGUGGAGUUAUAUUUAUAAAUCAAUAGUAAAAUGAAUUAGUAAUAAGUGUAAGUUGGUGUUACAAAUUACAAAAAUUUAAUAUUCAAAAUUAUUAAAUGUAAGAAAAUAAAACAGUUUGAUGAAAUCUUGCGAAAAACAAUAUGAAAUGGCAAGAUAUCCAAGUUAAGAACUAUUACGUACCAGCAACAAAUAUUAAACAAAAAAUAUAAGAAUUCAUCCUUAUAACUUUUUAUGAUUAUAAAACCUCAAAUAUUGUUUUAAAGCCAUAAUUAUAAUUAUUGAAAAUUUAAUUUUAAAACUAACUGCAAAGAAGAUGCGAGCUGUUUAAGUUAAACAAAACGUACCAAGUAACGGUUAUAAAGUAUUUUAAUCUCUAUGGUAGCAGUAUGAUUAAUAUUAUUUAAAUAAUAUAUUUAAAUAUAUUAUUUAUUGUAAUUAAAUAAAUGAUUUAUUGAAUUUAUAUAUAGUACUUAUAUACACAUAUUAACAAUACUAAAGCUUUCAGCAAAUAUAUUUGAUUACCUCAUGUUUAACAGCGAUAAAUAUUUAACAUAAUAAUUAUACACAAAAAUAAGAGCUUGAUUAAUUUAUCUAUGUUAGUUUAGGUGAAUUUGAAGUUGAAAACAGGUUUUACUGUUUUUAAAUCGGUUUAUUCAAAUACUGUCUUACGAAUCCCAGGAAUUUAUUUUAUAUCAUGUUCGGCUUAAAUUUAUAACUAUCUAACUCUUUGACUCUUCCAAUUUCUAUUUUAAUUAAAUUAGAAUAUGUUUUAUUGUGUACAAAUAUUAAGGAUAGUAAAUAAUUUAUAGCAAACAUUAUAGAAAUAUGACAGAAAUGUUUAAUAUUGUAUGUGUAAUGAACGUAAGAAAAAACCCUUAUUUAUAGUUACUAUGAAAGCUUGAUAUUUAGCUCUAAUAUUAUUGAAGUGUUAUGGUAUACUUCCUUUUAUUUAUAGGAGUUAAUAUUAAAAAAAAAUUUAUAAAUUGGAAACCGUUGUCCUCGAUUGUAAUAAUGAAUUGAAGGAUAAAAUGAAGACAAUCUAUUUUUUUGCUGUCAUCUUCCAUUCCAUUUCAUUAGGAAUGCUCGGUUGAAAAUGAAUGAAACUAUGUGUUUAUUACACUAGUUUACAGUAUUGAACUUUUUGUCUGUUGCCGCGAAUUCUGCGAUUGAUAUUGUUUACUUAUUACUUGUUUUUGUCAAAUCUACCCUCAAAAAUUUUUGAGCAGCUCGAGUUACUUUGUUUUUGAUUUUUAUCAUUUAAGCAUAUAUAUAAUCGAAAACAGGCGUAUUUUACUGUGUUAAGAUUAGUUUCUCAAGUUUUUGCGUCAUGGGUAGUUCAAGAAGACGUUGUUUAAAUAAACCAGAUCAUUUUUGCUACAUAUGCGGAGAAUAUGUGUUUAAAAAUUGUAGAAAAGUUAUAUCAGAGUUGGUGAAAAAUACCAAUUUUGAGUGUUUUGGGGUGCUCUUGGAUAAAAAUAAGAAUUCUUGGGCUCCCAAUUGUGUUUGUAAAUCUUGUGUGGAAUAUUUAAGAUUAUGGGAAAGUGGUAAAAGAAGUGCCUUUAAAUUUGGAACACCGACUAUUUGGCGAGAACCACGAAAUCAUCUCGUAGACUGUUAUUUUUGUAGUGUGAACAUAAACGGUUUAAACACUAAAAAUCGAGCUAAAUGGCAGUACCCAAGUACUAGCUGUGUUCAACGUCCAGUGCAGCGUUCACCUAACUCUUCAGAGCCUAAAAAUAUAUCUGAACCAUUAGAGCAAGACAUUGAAGGACCAAGCUCAUCACAAAAUGAUGCUGAUUUUGAAGGUAUGUCUAAUGAGCCAAAACGCUUUUCCCAAAAUGAGUUGAACGAUCUUGUAAGAGAUUUAAAUCUUUCUAAACAAGCUUCAGAAUUGUUAGCAUCAAGACUAAAAGAAAAAAAACUUGCUAUCCUCGGAUACUAAAAUUUGUUUAUAAGUUUUUUUUAUAUGUCUUUGCGACAGUAGAGCAGUAGAGUAGAGCUAAGCAAGAGCAUUGGGUGAGAAAAAAAUGGCCCUUUAGAGAAAAAAUGGAGCCUGGAAAGCACAAUAUAGUCCACAAUUCAUUAAAGCUCGUAAUAAAAUUAUCCUUCCACCAUUACAAAUAAAACUGGGCAUCAUGAAACAGUUUGUAAAAUCACUAGAUAAAGAUGGAAACUGCUUUUCUUACAUUUGCCAAAAAUUUCCUCAGCUCACUAUGGAAAAGAUUAAAGCCGAAAUUUUUGAUGGCCCCCAAAUUAGACAACUUACGAAAGAUACUCAAUUUAGAAAUUCUAUGACUGAGUCAGAACUAAAGGUUUGGACAGCAUUCGUAUCUGUGAUGCAGAAUUUUCUCGGAAAUAAAAUAUCUGAAAUUAUAUUGAACUUGUAGAAGACCUUCUGCUACAAUUAAAAAAUAGAGAAUGCAAUAUGAGUAUAAAACUUCACUUUCCUAGACACCUAGAGAGGUUUCCGGAAAAUUUAGGAGAUAUGAGCGAAGAGCAGGGAGAGCGUAUGCAUCAAGACUUACGAGUCAUGGAAGAGCGCUAUCAGGGUUUCUGGGAUACAAAUAUGAUGUCUGACUAUUGUUGGUCUCUAAUACGUCAUUUUCCAAAGUCUACACAUCGGAGCAGAGCUUUAAAACGCAGUUUUUUAGAACUUAAAGAUUAAUUAUUUUUCUUAAUAAAAUUUUUCUUAAUAAAUACAUGUUUUUUUCUGUGUAAUACCUACAUAGCUGAAACUCUGAAACUAGAGCUGAUAAAAAUAUUUAAAUUAUAUUUUUGGAAAUAGCAUAUUAUAUGUAGUCAGCAACAGCUAAAAUUACUUCGGCAACAAAUGUACUGUAAACUAGUGUUAUUUUAUGUUGUAUUCUAUAUACCUUGUUUUCGAGGUAGAGACAUAAAUAUUUUAUCAACAAAUUUCGUUUGUAGAGAGAUGGUUAGAGUACCGAUAAUUAUUUUUUCUAAAAUGAAGUCCAUAAACUUUAUAUUGAGCUCAACUUUCACUACUUUUUUAUUGAUUUUUUUUAUCUCAAAAAUUAGUUAAUAAUACCGAUUGCUGUGCUUAGAGCACAUUAUAAAUAAUAGAGCUUUUGCUUAAUUAAUUUGCAAUAGUAUAGUAUUUUUGUUUCAUUUUUAAAAUACAAAGUAAUACCAACAAAAUUUAAGUUAAUUUAGCUAAAUUUAUAGCAAUUCCUGAGUAUUUAUAAAUUAUGCUUUUUCUAUCCUCAUACUUUUAAUGCUAGUUUAUGAUCGAAACCUCAAAAAAUUUUCAAAAUCUUUCUCAAAGGCAGUUAUUCAAAUGUUCAGUUCAGGCUGGCAUGUGGGCCAAAGUUACGAGUAUUCGAUCUCCCGAAUUAGAAAAAGUAGAAUAGAAAGAAAAUAUGUUGUAGUUUUAGUUUAAGCUGUUUGAUGCAUAUUUAGAUUAUUUUUGUUAAUAUAUAUAACAGCAAAAUUAAUAAUUUUAAUGCACCACAAAAAAGAGGGCUUUGGGUCAGCUGAUAAAUUUUGUGAAUGGAUUUGGAAUUCAAUUUUUAACUUUAUUUCGAUUUUUGUAUCUUUAUAUUGUUCUCAACUUAUCCUUUUUGACACAUUCCAAAAAUGUAUGGGUUAUGUUGGUAGAUGACAUCAAGCUUAUACUUAUUGACAGCGUUGUCUCGAGCAUAAUAACUAUAUGUGACCUGGUCUACGAAAAGGGAGCUAACGUGCGAAUACUAGUUUUCUGGGAAACAGCUGUUAAAAAUAAACAACUCGUUUCGUCAGUUUCUCGUUGAAAAUAGAUUUUUUGACACCUAAGCCCCCUUUCCGUAGACCAGGUCACAUAUAUCGUCACCUGAAAUGCAAAAUAACGUAACAACAUUUUCGGAAAUUUUCAGUGGCAUGAAUUAAACACGCCAUGAAAUGGAACAUGAGUGAAAAAAAUUUUUAAUAUUGGUUAAAACUGGUAUAUAUCUGAGCUCAGAACCUGAAAAUGUUUGACAUAUGUAAUAUUAUGUAUGUAAUUUGAAGUAGUGAACCAUAAUCAAUAAGACACUCAAUUUCGAAUUUUUUGAUAAUACGUUAUUUUGCAUUUCAGGUGACGAUAUGUAUUAUUUACUGUCGUUUACUAUAUUAUUACGUAAUUUCGCUGCUAUGUACUUCUACAUACAUAAGAAACUGUUCAAAAACAACGAGUGUGACUUAUUAAGUACAUGUGUGCAAACGUAAAGCGAUUAUUUGCCGUCCUUUAAAUCGCUGUUUCGUUUAUGUUUUAUAAGUAUCCAUAGUUAUGUGCAUGCGUUUAUUGCUUAAAAAUGUGAUAUUUCGAAAAAAUUAAGUAUGUCUGUAAGUACUUGUGGGUAAAAUCUUGCGUCGUAAUGUGUUUUCAUUUUAACUGUCUAUGUACAACAAUUAUUAUAAGUAUGUGCAUAUAUGUAUAUACAUAUGUAUGUAUUUGUAUAGUAGCAAAAUGAAAAAUUAACUCAUAAAGCUAAACUUUUCUUGCCUUAUUUGUGCUGCACUGUUAAUUUAAAUAUUUUAAAUUAUAUAAAUAUGAACUUAGGAACUUUACAAAAUAUUGCUUUUCAGGCAUGAUGAAAUUAAAUUUGGAAUGUAUUGCGUAAUACAUUACGAUAGAUUAAAAAUAAAUGCAUAUUAAAUAUAUUUAGAAAUGAAGCCAAUCAAUCAAAUUGCGAUGGCCAGCAAAAAUCACAUACACAUAUACAUACAUAUAUAUUCUACAAUUAAUUAAAAUUAUAUUGAAGAAUAAUAGUUUUAAAAAUCACACCUAGCAUGAAAUAUAUGUACGUGAAUGUUUUUGCUGCAACAAUAUAUACCUACCAAUACACAAUAUAUACAUAUGUGUAUGUAUUAGAAAAUAUUAAAACAAAAAUGUGUUAGUUUAUAUUAAAACACAGAACUUGAAGCAAGUAUGUUACACUAAAGAGAGUUUAGAGUGUUCGAGUUAAAGUCGAAUUUGAAUUCGUGUGGCAUCAAAAAAGUUCUGGUUAAUAAAAUGAAUAUUAUUCUGAGCAGGCGUUUGAACAGUGUUCACAGACACAGAUUGGUAGGGCGAAAAGUGUAUGGACAAGUCAUACACACAUUUUAAUGUGAAUUAGCAAAUAUGUACACUAUAUAAUAAUGAAGAAGCGAUAAUUAAACCAAUUAGUAAAAAUUGAUGAAAAAUGUUUACUCAAAUUAAUACAAUUUAAUAAAAAUUCAUGAGCACAAA